This is a messenger RNA of Suillus subalutaceus, 1176 nucleotides long. RefSeq lists its product as uncharacterized. The record is from RefSeq and is a predicted model, not a curated record. The transcript is spliced from 15 exons. Bases 73 to 918 code for a protein of 281 amino acids. Lineage: Eukaryota; Fungi; Basidiomycota; Agaricomycetes; Boletales; Suillaceae.
GUUUUUACUCAUAAAAGAUAAGAAGGUUCAUGAUGUGUGCACGAAAGCCCUUUCAAUUUACCUCUCGAACGAAUGCAGACGGUCUCCUACUAUUCAGCUGAUGAUAUCGCAACAGCAGAGAGCCUGCAGUUCUUAGCGUACACAUCCGCGUCGAUGGCUACAUUCUGGACCUAUGAUUAUGCUUGUUCACUGCAAGAAGAGUUGACGUUCCUGCUUCGAUCACGCUGGACCAUGGUAAAAAGCCUUUAUAUUAUUACACGACAUGUCCCCUUUCUCCUCCUCCUCAACGACAUGUAUCUGUACUUCACCCCGAACGAAAAUCCAAAUAAAUGUCAGACAGUGAUUAGUAUUUACUCAUGUUUGAGCAUCAUAUCAGUCGCUUGCUCCGAAUUCAUUUUUGUGCUCAGAACAUAUGCGCUCUGGAAUAACAAUAGAAUCAUACUCAGAGUCAUGUUGUCUGCCUUUUUCGCUGUGGUAGUUGCAUGCGUCGUCCUUGAUCUUACCACUGCCGACGCCUCACAUGUGACGAUCAGCGCCAUCCCAGGCAUCCAAGGCUGCUACCGGUCCUCCGCUGUCCAAGUUUCCAUAAUGUUUAUUCUCUUGCUUGCGUUUCAACUAGGACUCAUCUCCCUCACGAUCAUACGUGCCGUACAGACCUGGCGGGUGGUCAAUGGCCCUCUGUACGACAUCCUGGUGAAGCAUAAUAUAUUUUACUAUACAUGUGCUCUGCUCCUCACAGCCGUUAACGUCUUAACGCAGAUGCUGUUUUCCCAGACUGCAUACCGCUUUGUCUGCGAAGUUCUCCAGUUCUUUAUCCUCGCGAUCCUUGCUACGCGCAUGCACCUCUUUCUCUGGCAGAUCGACCGGCAGAUGCAUGGCUCUGAGGCCCUCGUGCAUAUUUCUAUGUCUGACAUGUAACCUGCAGAAUGCACGGUCACGACGGUGUGACGUCUCAUCGCGUGGAUUAUUCGGCGUUGCUGUGGAGUGAGGUUUGGACUGGAUAAGAUGACUCUGAAUCGUGGGGUGACUGGGCUUGUUCGGGAUGCGCUUAACUUAUAGGACUGCAUUUUUUUGUCGUGGGCGGGAGCCUGAGGUUACAUUUGGAUGGUCUUGGUCUAUUUAAUAUCCAUGGGUGUCGAGUUUUCACUGUACAGUAGUCCAUCCCUGUGAAUUGGC